Messenger RNA from Pelobates cultripes (western spadefoot toad), 27465 nucleotides. The record is from the annotation of a GenBank genome assembly. Lineage: Eukaryota; Metazoa; Chordata; Amphibia; Anura; Pelobatidae.
GUUUGCAGCAACAACGGACCAUUUCUAAUUCCAUCACAGACACGCAAGGAUUGCCGGACACUCUCUCUGAAGGUAAAUCUUAGGAAGGCAAUAAAUGUUUUGGAUACAUCAACAGAAGCCGUUACGCACAUUUUAGGGUAACAUUUUUGUAUUAUAGACUCUGUAGGUGAAUACAUUAUUUUGAUUGCUUAAUUCAUGUCGUGUAUUUAUUUUAUUGACCGGUUCUGCUCUGGUCUCGAGAUUUGUACCACCAGGAUUUGGAGGUAAAGAAAAAUUUGCUGGAAAUAUUUCUGACUAAGAUUAAUUUAAAUUUGUAAAAUAAAAAUACUACAUACAAUAAUUGAUUUAAUUUUUAUGCUAUCUGAAGACAAUUGGAAUAUGAAAACCCAGAAUGCAUUGUGUGAUGGCAAAAAAUGUUCUCAGUAAUAUAGAGAAAACUGACAGAAGAAUAUAAUUUGACCUAAACAUUGCUUGUAUGUCAUUCAAAAUAUACAAACAGAGAAACAAACGAUUGUAACAUCAGAUAAAAGUGUAAUAAUUCACUGAGUUAAAAUAAAAUGUAAAUACAUAUUAAUGUUAGUUAUUAUAUGAACCUGCUGAAUGGUUAAAAAAAUAAAUCACUUGUUUGGACAGUAUUCAACAAAUGUCCAAAUUAGGGAAAAUUUGAGUUGAGCGGACACCUGGAUGUUCAGGUCCGGCGGGUUCGGCCAAACUUUUGGCCACAAAAAUGCCUCUAAAAAACUCCUGGAAAGGGCAAGAGAGCUGCAAAAGGAAGUAAAAUGGGGGUAAGAGUAGGACAAGUGCCCUGCAAACAAAUGUGGAUAGGGAAAUCACUUAAAAUAACAUAAAAAUGUAAAAUACAGCUGAGCCAUAAAAUAGCACUAGAUGGAAUCUUUGAUUUUAGCUUUGGAAGACCAUAAAUCAAAAUCUAAAACAUGGCUGUCAGGAGGAUCACCCGAAUUAUCCAUUUGAGAGAGGGUUGGAGUGCAAGGUAUUCUCUUUCAUUGUUCAAACUGAGCUCAACUCGUGAUGCAUGGAGAAAAGGCCUUCACAAGCCUCUGCUAAUGUAUACCUAGUUUAUAUUACGUGACCCUUAGGUUGAGGAGGCGGUGACCAUGGCGGUGUAGGUGGACGCAGCAGUGGAGGAGGAGGAUGAGGUAGCCAACACUGGUUUUUGUUUUAUUUUUUUUUAUUUGGGGUAGCCCCCAAAAUAUUGGGACAUAUAAAAAAGAAAACAAAGAAUAAGUGCACUUGAGUAUAACAAUGGCUGAGUGAGGCCGGUAUAAAUGUCUAUUCUGCACAAGGUACAGACAAGUCUGGUGGGAUCCCUGCCUGGUUCAUUUUAAUAAACGUGAGCUUGUCCACGUUGACUGUGGACAGGCGGCUGUGCUUGUCUGUGAUAACGCCCCCUGCCGUGCUAAACACACGUUUAGACAAUACACUGGUUGCAGGGCAGGCCAGCACCUCCAAAGCAUAAAGGGCAAGCUCAGGCCAUGUGCCCAAUUUGGAGACCCAGAAGUUGAAUGGGGCAGACCCAUCAGUCAGUACGUGUAGGCAUGUGCACACGUACUAUUCCACCAUGUUGUUGAAAUGCUGCCUCCUGCUAAGACGUCCCAUAUCAGCUGGUGGUGCUGGUUGUUGUGGCGUGCUGACAAAGCUUUUCCACAUUUCGGCCAUGCUAACCCUGCCUUCUGAGGUGCUGGCGGUGCCCCAGCUGCGUUGGCGACCUCUCCUCUUCCUCUUCCUUCGCCUUGUGCUUCCACUGAGCCCCUGGUGUCAGUUGGGAAUGCUCUCAGCAGGGCGUCUAUCAGCGUGUGCUUGUAGUCGCGCAUCAUCCGAUCACACUCCAGUGAGGGAAUUAUGGGCGGCACGUUGUCCUUGUAACGGGGAUCCAGCAGGGUGGCCACCCAGUAAUCAGAAAAAGUUAGAAUGUGGGCAACUCGGCAGUCAUUGCGCAGGCACUGCAGCAUGUAGUUGCUCAUGUGUGCCAGGCUGCCCAGAGGCAAGGACAAGCUGUCCUCUGUGGGAGGUGUAUCGUCUGUGUUCUCCUUAUCCCCCCAGCCACGCUCCAGUGAUGCCCACGAGCUGCGUUGGGUGUCACUCUGCUGUGAACAUGGUUCUAUUUGACUCUCAGAAAUGAAGAGCACGCCCCAAAAUGUACUAUUUAGCAGUUUAGCACCAAAACAAUUAGAAUGUUUACAAUUGCGCUGUAACCGCAGUAUUUGACGCUUCUAUUUGACUCUUAGAUAUGAAGAGCAGGCCACAAAAUGUACUAUUUAGCAGAUUAGCACCCAGAAAAUAAGAAUGUUUACCACUGAGCUGUAAGCACACUAUUAGACGCUUCUUUUUGACUCUAUUUGCACCCCACUAAAAUACUUGACAGGCGCACAGUCGGAUUUGCCGGCAUAUGCGCUAACCUUACCCAAACCCCCAUUAAAACACGGAAACAGGUUAUACUGUUGGAAAUAAUAAGUCCACAGCUUUAUUAAAUUAUUAAUAAAAUAAUUAAGGAAUUACAAAUGGGGUCAUUGCCAACAAAUCUUAAUAAUGUUAACCUCCCCCAUAUACAUAACAUACCCCUAGCAAUGACCCCACAAUAAUAACAAUAGAUAACAAUCUAAAUAACAUGAUAACACAGAAACUGGCAGUCCAAUUUGACCACAUUUCCACCAGGUUAAAUUGUAGGGGUGUACCGAGACACCGCUACCCACCAUAUCGAUUGUAGGGGUGUACCAAGACACCGCUACCCACCAUAUCGAUUGUACGGGUGUACCAAGACACCGCUACCCACCAGUUCCAGUGUAGGGUGUACCAAGACACCACCACACCCCCAGGUUCGGAGCCACCGACGGUCUCGAACCUACCAACCACGUGCAACACUGCCCAAUCCACACUAAACCUCAGGAUGCCCACUUUCUCCUCCAUCUACCCUCCGAUUUAACCAGGCCAUUCCCAGCUCAGGACUUGACACCUAUAACUCCUGAGCGACCCCCACCACACCGGAAUAAGGCCUGUUGAAUGCCUUCUUGAAGGCCCAAUUUAAACAGAUCACACACCGAAAAUGUACCCCAUCCCACCUGGAGUACCCAGGGAGCUUUCCUCCCAAUUCGUUGUGUCUCACUGUUACACCGCCCCCACAUCUGAUAAAUACCGCCAUCAAUUUUUUAUUAAGUCGUCCUCGACACCGAGCUACCACGGCCGGGUACGUAGUAUGUCUCCAAUGUAACCGAGGAACCAUCUCGGACCGCACCACCACCACACCCGUGGCCAGCUCCCAUAGCCGGUCCACCUCCCUCUGCCUCCACCUGAUCAAUUCCUUUUCCGGACCAUGCCAAUAUCGAGAAUGUCCUGGACAGUACCCCUUGUUACCUCCCGGAAAAUUUUCUCCCCUAAUGUCUUGCCACCAAAAUCCCCGAAAACCAAAACCAUUCCUGCUCCACCAAUUCCAAAGGAAAGCCCAGUUGCGUUUGAACCGAAACGCGGCUCCCAUCUGUGCCCCUUAGAUAUAAGAAUGACCCACCAACCAUGUCACCAAACCUGAAACGAAGGUAAUUAGCGACAAGGCAUAGCCCCAAACACAAACCCAUACGUCCAUAGCCAUUAAACCAAAUAGCCUGGCAUGAAACAGGACUUAAACCGUACUGACUCCCACCUGCCUAAACGUUUUACUAGGUCGUCACUUAAAACCAGGCAGGGCGCCUCUGUUACCGCCAUCAUCCGGGAAGAAUGGGUCCCAAAGUGCCCGGGAUUCAAACCCAACAUUGUUAAACCCCUCCGAACAAACACCUGCGGUAAUUGAAUUGUGACAGCACUGAUCUGUCCCCUUUUACCAGUAAGCCACCCGGGAUGUCCGGGCAAAGCUCCAAGUAGCAUGAUGCGCUUAACACCGGGCAUACCCCUGACCCCAGCAGGGAAUAUAGCUUUACCAAACCUCCUUUACCAGACACAUACGUUCUUGAACAAUCCUUCUGAAUCGUUACCUUAACUGACUGAGGUUCGACAACCGAGUGUAGAACCCCCCAACACCUGCCCGAAGGCACUCACCAGUUCCCCAAUCCGAAUUGCCCCAAGCCUCCGAGAAGGCCACCGCAAGCAAACUCACUGCAAAAGUAGAGUAAUACACGACCAGGCGUUGCGUUAUCCAAGGAAACCCGCCGCCCGGCACCAACAUAUUUCAUACCUCUCCGUAAGACCCGCGAUGCCUGACGGACGUGACAACGUUCCGUCACUUCCUCCCAAUCGGUCAGUUUGAACCCUAACGCACCGCGGGGACGGCCCCUUUUUUCCUUGAUCAUGACUCUAAAAUGAUUUUUGCAAUUUAAAAAAGUGUGGUGUGUUUAUUGACUCACUGCUCGAACCCCCGUCUGCGCUGUCUUCCAUCCACCUUGCCAGGUUCUGGAGUAUCCGGUGGAUGCCGACUCCUGUCCGCGCUGGUCCAGCCUCAAGCCCAUAGAAGUAACACUCCUCGACCUGCUCCUCCAUCCCUCAUCCGACCUCCCGCUGCUGCUGUGCCUGUCAUUGUCGUAGCGCUGCUCCCUCCCGUAUUCACACCUGCUGAUGCUCCUCCUGUGUUCCUGCUCCUGAGAACGCCCUCCAGGGGGCUCCCGCUUGCCUCUGUGCCUUACGUCCAUUUCAACCCAUCCAUGUCCUCUCUUCUGCCCUCUGCUUGCAGUACCUGGCCUCUCCCCGGCCGCCUCAUCCACUUGUGGCCCCUUCUGCGCCUGUGAAGACUCCGCCUGCUGCUUUCACUACCCCCUUCCUUCACCUCUGACCUGACCCUGGCCCCAUCCAGGACCACCUCCGUCUGUGUCCCGCCGACCUGGACCCCCCCGCCUGCCCAUUGGGGGGGGACCGCUUUUACACUGCUGGGCCCUUGCAUCAUUCCCCCCGUCCCUCAGGUAUGCCACCAGGGCCUCUUGCCGCUCUCCCUGCCUGGCGGCCAUCAUGUCAUGCUGGAUUCCGCUGUCCUUUGUGCUUUCCCGCCCCCCGCCUUAUUGCAGGGGGCACUCUUCCUGUGCGGCCUCAUCCUGACCUGCCACCUUGCCUGACCGGCGCCGUGUCGAACAUACGGCGCCACCGGCCCUCCAACUCCUGCCUGCUUUCUGACCUCAUUUUCAGCAUUCCCCUUGCCGCCUCCUGACAGGCUCACGGGCUGCCGAACUAAUGAUGUCACUCACAGGCUGCCGCUGGGGCGUCCUCGCUCUCCUUGCUGGCCUCUGUUCCACCGCCGCGUGGGGGGGUGGGGGUAGCAGACGUGCUCGGGGCCCCCCAGCUGCUCCUGCACCCACCAGCCACGAUUCUGCCACAACCUUUGUGACCAGGAUGGUGGCUUGCUUGGAGUUCUGUCUGAGGCUGAUGGGAGUGAGCAUGCAGCCUCUCCUGUACCUCCAUGCUGUUUCCUGUACCUCCAUGCUGCCUCUGUUCUUCUAUGCUGCCUCCAUGCUGCUAAUGGGAGUGAGCAUGCAGCAGCAGCUCACUCCAGCCUCUCCUGUACCUCCAUGCUGUCUCCUGUACCUCCAUGCUGCCUCUGUUCUUCUAUGCUGCCUCCAUGCUGCAGAUGGGAGUGAGCAUGCAGUAGCAGCAGCUCACUCCAGCCUCUCCUGUACCUCCAUGCUGCCUCCUGUCUCAGUACUGCCUGUUCUCCAUGCUGCUGAUGGGAGUGAUCAUGUAGUAGCAGCUCACUCCAGCCUCUCCUGUAUCUCCAUGCUGCCUGUUCUCCAUGCUGCCUGUUCUCCAUGCUGCCUGUUCUGCUAUGCUGCCUCCAUGCUGCUGCCUUCUCCCUCCAGGGCAGGCAGCUUUCACAACUGACAGGUAAGCUUAGGUUCAGUUAAAAUGGCCACUUCCUAUAAUGGCUGGUAUUACUACUCCCCUUGUGGCUCCGCCCUACCCAGCAUGCUAGCUGUCACUAAAUUCCUGUGGCUGCUAUGCCUACCUCCUGGCUCUGUCAAGGCCUAUUCCUCUUAGCUGCGCUGAUCCAUGGGCUACAAUUUAGCAGUUUAGGACCCCAAAAAUUGUAAGUUUAAAACUGCAAUGUGACAACAGUAUUUGACGCUUCUAUUUGACUCUCAGAUAUGAAGUGCACCCCACUAAUGUACUACCCCACUAAUGUACUAUGUAGCACCCAAAAAAAAUUUACUUUUUAAAACGCCGAUGUAACCGUGGUAUUUAAAGCUUCUGUUUGACUCUCAGAUAUGAAGUGCACCCCACCCCACUAAUGUACUAGUUUGCAGAAUUCUUUCCUAAUCUGUCCCUAUCAGCGGCAGCAUCCUCUCCCUACACUAAUAAGACCGCAUGUGCGUGCGGCGCUACGCGACUCCAGCUUAUAUAUAGAGGCUGGGUCACAUGCUGCACUGGCCAAUCACAGCCAUGCCAUUAGUAGGCAUGGCUGUGAUGGCUUCUAAGGGCACACGAGUCAAACGCUUGUUGAUUGGCUGCUUGCAGCCUUUGAAAACCCGCCAUUAAAUCACCGAACACCGAACUCCAACCCGAGCAUACAGUGAUAUGUCCGUGUUCGGGUCCGGGGUCCAAAAAACCUAAUGUUUGGUACGAACCCAAUCUUUACAGUUUGGGUUCGCUCAACUCUAAUCAGGACGUUACUAAUGAUUUUGGGACUAUCGAUUCAGUUUGCGUUUCUGAAUCCCACCCGUCACAUCAAAAAAAGAGAUUAUGGGAAUUAAAGAUGACUGAUGGUUAGGGGACAGUCUCUAAAUGAUUACUUUAUUCACAGAUCAAGUGAUACGUGACCAAUAGAGGAGCAGUAAAUACAAUAUAUAUGUAAAUAUUGUAUAAUACAUGUAUAGCAUAUAUAAUAAAUAUAUAAUACAUAUACAAUAUAUAUAUAUAUUAUUUCCUGCUCCUCCUGUUUUCCAUUUAUUUGUUACCUUUUCUCACUCGCUCUGUGAACCAAAUGGCAGGAAAACGCUCCCCACAGUGUACUGUGAAAUAUAUACAUGAUAUUAUAUUAUUAUACACUUUGCAGCACACUGAUUGGCCCAUUUUACAACCUAUUUUUGUUCUUCUGAUUCAGUUCCUGAAUUGGAAUCUUGGUUCAGAAAUUCAGCUGAAAUUUAGAUGUCCUGAAAAUGUUUCUAUUUUCAGAAAAAAAUAAAUAAAAUAGGAAAUUGAAGUGGAUAAGAUUUUCAAAUGAUUUCAUAUUUUUCAUGAACUAUUAAAAUUAUAAAAAAUGUCAAAUUUUUUUUUAUAAUGUUAAUAUUUUCAUAUUUUUUUACAUAUGGAUAUAUUUAUUAUAUAUGAUAUAUUUUUUAAUAUUUAGGACAAAUUUUUUUUAAAAAGUUCAUUUAAAAAUAUGAAAACAUUUGAAAAGUUUAUCAAAAAAAUUCUAAAUCCUGGACAAAUGUUAGAAAGGGGGCAGACAAAUUUAAGGAAUUCAAUUUGCCCAGGGAGACCAUAAGUGAGGUAGAUCAGUUUUAAAGGAUUCCUACAAGGACUAAAGAAUUGGGGGACGUUUGAUGGGGGACAAGAUGUCCCAUAGCAAUACAGCUGCUUGUUUGAAAUCCUGUGGGUGACCGUUACAGUACGGGUGUGAACACAGGACAGGAGAAGGGUGUAAAUAUAGAUUAGUGAAGAAAUGUAAUGUGGGGUAGCGUUAUUAAGGGUUUAUGUUGCAAUAUAUAGAUGAGUUGCUGAUUGGCUAGUUUGAUUCAAUUUGAGUUCUGUUAUAUUGAUUGGCUAAUUGUCAGAGAGUAUCAGCUGGUGGUCUCAGCCUAUGGCUAGCUGCCCAUCUCGAGUAAAGGCUGGACUUGUUUGAAUAUUUGUUCGCUAGGGGCGAUUGCUCAUAGGCUUAGAGCAUCAUCUGACGCUCUCAGCCAAUCACUGUCACCAACUCAAUGCUCGCACUAAGGCUUCUGCAUCUAUCUCAUGGACCCACUUCCAUUCUCAGUCCUAACGCGAGAUGUUUACUUGCAGGGUUAUUCACUAACGUGAGCAUCAUUCAGAAUUUAAUAUAAAUUCAAAGUGUAUUUCAUAUUUUAGACCAAAGUAGUGAAACUAGAAUUAGAACUGAUUUGGAGAAAUGUUGACCCUAAAUUUACAUUUCAUGAUGAAUUCCUGAAAAUUGUCACUACACUAGAUAACACUGAUAGAGAAUUUAACCAGAGCUGAUCCUAUAGCCUAAAAUGGAAAAUUCACUUAGAAUUUCCGAGGAAUUACACUUUAGUGAAAAACUCUGCAUAUGUUUAAUAAAAAGAUAAAACGUUUGUAAAUUUUCUAAAGCAGCAUAUUAGAAGCAUACGUCUCCCUCUGCUUUUAGUGAUUAAUGUGAAUGGCGGUGGGGUAUUCCUAUUAAUAUCAUGAAAUUUAAUCUUUUGUCCUCACGUCGGAUACGGAAAGCUAAUUAAACAGGAAAGAGAUCCCCUGGACUGUAAGGAAGGGGAGGCAUGACUGCUGCCACACAGUAAGGGGUGUGGAAUUAUGGGAUACAAUUGUGGCAAUAUGGGGCAGUAUAAGUAUGUGUGCAAGGGGAAAGUACUCACCAUUCCUAGAAAGAAAGGCUGGAACAGGUUUUCCCUUCUUUCCAUAUAAUAAAAAAAAAAAAAGAAACUUUCUCAGAAGUUGUGUAAGGAGUGGAUUGUCUUGCCUGUUUGCUGAUUACUUAAGAUGGCUGCAGUGUCUAAGGAUGCCCUGAUUGGGAUGCUGCAGGCUUACCUUUGUUCUCAUGGAGCUGGCUCUCUGACUGAGGUGAUGGCCGGUUUACCCCAGGAGGUGAGAGGAGAGGACCUGCAGGAGGCAGAGAGCCCAUCGCUGGCGAGUGGUAGGAGGCCUAGGCGGUCUAGGCCUCCUACUCGUCUUUCCCCAAGCCCAGUGAGAUGAGGUGGCAGUGAGGCGGCUGGUCUGGUUGGGAGAAUCACCAGGAUCAUUGAUGGCGUGGUGAGCGGUGGAUCCCGAGCUGCCAGGAGGCGGCCGCGGGCUGCAAGGAUGUCGGUGAGUCGGGCCCAAGAUGGCGGAGUGCGUGAAGAGCGCUCGAGGAGUCCCCCUUCUUUUCCUGCCGCACCGGAAAUGACGCGCUCCCCCCGGACGGCCGUCAUGGGGUGGGGUGUUCCGCCCUCCGCUACCUGGCUGUGAGUUGUCUCCUUUGGGCAUGCAUGUCCCAGUCGAGAAAUGUGAUAAGAUUUUAAAGGGUGAGUUUAUAGAUUUCCUCUCGCUGGUCCCUCCUGAGAAGGAUUCCGUGGAUAGGCCACGUCGUGGCGAUCCCCAGGACACGGAAAAGAGCAAGCAACUCCCACGGACAUUUGGGAAUUGGUUGCAAGGUUUUGCUGUGUUUGCUAGUAUCCUAACCAGGCGUUUUCCGGAGCGGGGGCCUUCCUUGUUCGGCUAUCUAGACCUUAUUUGGGGUGCAUAUUUAUGGCGGACAGAGCUGGUACCGGUAUGACCAACAGUUCCGCCAAAAGAUGGCGGCGUGUCCCGGGUUAGAUUUCUGUACCCAGGAUGGUAGCCUAUGGCUGCUGAUAAUGACUCCCAGUCGUCCUUCCCCCUUUUCAGGAGCAGCCUGAGUGUGAGUGUGUGCUGGCUCUUUAAUGAGAGCCACUGCAGGUGGUACUCCUGCCGGUUUAGGCAUGAGUGCUCGCAUUGUGGAGGGGCUCACCCCGCAAUGCGUUGCUUUAAGAAGGUUAGGCAGCCUGUGCCUAAGGUGGGGGGGCAGGACGACUGGGCAAAGGGGGAAGACUCCAGUGAGCGUAGCAAGGAUGUUGCCGUGGCUCGAGCUUUACCCUAGACGCCACGACGCGGUGGUUCUGGGGGAAGGGUUUUUCAUGGGUUUUUGGAUCCCCUUUGUUUUUUCUCCGGAGCCGCGUUUGGCUGACAAUCUACAGUCAGUCAAGGGCAAGGAGGCCCUGUUGGGUGAAAAGUUGUCUAAGGAGACAGCGCUGGGUCGCAUGGCUGGGCCAUUCGAUUUUCUCCCCUUUUCUAACUUGCGGGUCUCCCCUCUGGGACUAGUCCCAAAGAAAUAGGCUGGCUUUUUUCGGAUGAUUCAUCACUUGUCCUACCUGGCUGGGAUUUCAGUGAAUGAUGACAUUGACAGAGAGUUCAGAAGGGUCCAGUAUGCCUCUUUUGAUCGAGCUCUGUCGCUGGUUAGCAAAGCUGGAGUAGGGGCACUCAUGGCAAAAUCUGAUAUUGAAUCGGCCUUCCGGUUAUUGCCGGUGCACCCGGAAUGUUUUCACCUUCUGGGUUGUCAGUUUCAAGGGUCAUAUUUUUAUGAUAUGUGCCUUCCCAUGGGUUGUGCUAUUUCCUGUUCUCAGGUAUUGCGUCAGUUACGCAUUAUCUCGAUGAUUUUUGUUUGUGGGUCCUCGGGAGGGGGCUGAGUGUGCCCAGUUAUUGUCGGCGUUCCGUGCAGUGGCGCACAUGUUUGGAGUGCCGGUGGCGGAGCAGAAGACAGCAGGGCGUUGAAUCUCUUCACUGAUGCAUCUGGUUCAGUCGGGUUUGGGGCCUUCUUUAGGGGCAAGUGGUGUGCAGAGGCGUGGCCUCCAGAAUGGCGUGAUUUAGACGUUAUGCGUAACCUUACCUUCCUGGAACUUUUCCCUAUAGUGGUGGCUCUGGCAUUGUGGGGUGAGGACCUGGGGGAUCGGGUGGUUGUUUUUCACAGGGAUAAUAUGAGUGUUGUCCAUGUGAUUAACCGAUCGUCUUCUGCGUCUCCUCCUGUUUUGGCUCUCUUGUGACAUCUGGUGUUGCUUACUUUGCAAUUUAAUGUGUGGAUGCAGGCCCGGCAUGUACCGGGGAAGCUGAACGUGGUAGCUGACUCUUUCUCGGUUUCAGUGGGACCGGUUUUGGGUGUCGGCUCCAGAAGCGGAUCGCGAGGGUCUCCGCUGCCCUUCCUACUUAUGGGACCUAAUUUCGGAGGUUUGAUGUCCUUGGUGUCGGACUCCUUGUCUGCCCCUACUUGGAAGGCAUACAGGUCGGUAUGGGUAGGUUGGUUGGCUUUGGUGGAUGGCUCAGUGCGGCUGUUGUCUGAGGCGGCCAGGGUGGAGAUCACUAAGGUAUCUGGAUGCGUUACUCGCUAGUGGUCGGUCUUGUUCGGCGGCAGACAAGGCGUUGUCUGCCCUGUCUUUCCUGUUUCGGUUUUUGGGAUGGAGGGACAUUACCAGGGAGUUUUGCUUACAGAGGGUUAUGAGGGGUUGGAGGAGUCGGAGAGGUCCGGACAGACAUCGGCCGAUCUCCUUCGACUUGCUGGGUCAAUUGUGGGCGGCUCUUCUGGCCGUCUGUGUAUCACCAGGAGAUUGUCUGUCUGUUGCUUCAGGUGGCAUUCUCCUUUUGCUUCUUUGGUGCGCUUCGGGUGGGGGAGCUGGUGGCUCCUUCCCGGCGGGCGAUCUCCCCCUUUACUGCUGUCGGAUGUCUGAUGGGUCUCCAUUGAGGCGUUUUCAGUUCGCAUCGAUGCUGGGUAAGUGGUUGGGAUCCAACCGGUUUCUCCUCAUUCAUUUAGGAUCGGAGCAGCCACACAGGCUAGUGUUUUGGGAUAUUCGGGGUCACAUGUGCAGCGAUUGGGUAGAUGGUCAUCUCGUAGGUAUCAGCUGUACGUGCGGCCUCAUUUACCUCAACUUGUCCUCUGUUUUAGGGUGUUCUUCCCGGUAUGUUUGGAUUGUGGGAUACUCUUUCAUCUAUUGGGCAGCUCGACGGGCAGAGUCACGUUCCUAUGGUCGGAAUUUGGGGAUCCUAGCAGGGUUAGCAAGGGUUCGUUGGAGGGGUAUCCGGGGUCUGUCAUGGCGCCAAAUCUACCCGGAGUGUUUUUCUCUCAGCAGGUUUGUGUCUGGGUCAGUUAUCAUCGUAAUCCAUGUGGGGGGUAAUGACCUAGGGAGGGUAAGGACGGUGGAUUUAAUACAUGAUGUACGGCGGGACUUGGCUCGGUGCAUGGCAUUAUUUGCAGGGUGUUGUUUGGUGUGGUCAGAGAUUGUCCCCCGUCUGUGCUGGCAAGCCUUGCCACAUGCAAAAGGGUUGGAGAGGGCUAGGCGGAGGUUUAAUGUUGCGAUUUCGAGGUUUGUUCGAUGCCUGGGCGGUGUGUCAGUUCGACACACGGAGUUGGAAGGGGACAAUCGGAGUUUAAUGAGGGCAGAUGGGGUUCAUCUGAAUCCUAUUGGGCUUGAUAUAUUUAAUGUGGGUAUCCAAGGAGGAAUUGAAAUGGCGCUGUCUGGGGGGCGCAAUGCCGACAAAUGGAGAUCAGGGUCGGCAGCGCGGUGGCGGAGGUCUUGGCCAGCGCAAGUAAUGCAAGACAAGGCUUUGGGGAGUCGCAGCUGCCAGGGCUUAUGGCAGAAGGCAGACUGUACGGACUCUUGGAAUUAUCUGGUAUAUCUGUCUGUUGGGUAGUCACCCCAACAGCCGACAGGUGGUGAUAUAAAGCUGGCUGAGUUGAUAUGUUGGAAUAAUAAAGCUGGAAUGUAAGUGGUCUGCAGUCAUGAUUAUAAUACAGUGAAAUAUGUUUUAACUCUUGGAGUACUAAACCUCUGCUUCCUGUAUGAAGACUUUCUAAUCAAUGGGAUUCUGUUUUGCAGGUUGUUAAUUGACUGACCGAUCAGGAUGGAACUUCUCCUGAGGAUCUGGCCAAUCUUAUUCUGCCUCCUCUCGUCUGUCACAGCACAGGUUCGUUCCUUCUUCAGACCUACGUUUCCAAUGGGGUGGUUUCCACUCCUUCUAUAGGACUAGGGUUCAAUAAAACCAUAGUGGGCUGCGGGGUUCACCUUGUGCAGCAAUUGAUGCACUGUCCCUUUAAUGCCAUAGAAAUGGUUAUAAUAGCAGGUUUGAGGUUCUCAGUGAUAAUUCCAUGCGUUUAGCCAUUAGCCGAUUUGUCAGGAGUGGCAUACAAAGCACCCAUACAUUUUAUUUAUAUUUGUUUAUUGGUUCUGGUUACUGAUUCAUUAAUUUCCUGACCAAGCGAUGAGACUGGCAUUAAUUUAUUCCAUAUUUCAUUUCUUUUAUAUCUGCUUUCUUUUUUCUGGUUUGUAAUUAUUAUUUUAUUAUUAUUAUUUAUGUAGCGCCAUCAGAUUCCGUAGCGCUGUACAAUGGGUGGACUAACAGACAUGUAACUGUAACCAGACAACUGGACGUACAGGAACAGAGGAGUGGAGGACCCUGCCCAAAGAGCUUACAUUCUAGAGGGAGUGGGGUAUAGUGACACAAAGGGUAAAAGUCGGGGUUUAACAGUAGAUGCAUAUAAAGGACAACAGUCAUCACAUUUUCUCGUCUCCAUUUUUAAAAGUAGAUUACAUUAAAUGAAACUUAGAAAUAUUUGUUUUAAUAAUGUAUUUUUAUUUUUUUUUAAAUUUGGGAGAAAAUAUGACUUUAUUUGGCGAGCAUCCAGGUUGGAACAGAUUCUACUGUUAUCUGACCAAGCGCUGCUCAGCCUGAUGAUAUUGGAGGUUGAGAAGUCUUUAUUCAUACCUUACACACAGUAUAUAUUAUUAACCCUCGCAUUAUAGAUAAGGGGAGUGAAGGAUAUAUGUGUCAGCUCAGGACAUUGAUCACAUGGUACUGUAAUACCUGCCGCUGCCCAUUAACAGAUUGACGAUAAAUUAAAAUCUCUCAUGGAGCUUUAUAUAUGGAGAGAUUAUAUAUGUUUUAUGCAUUUUGCUGUGUAUGUGAAAUCGGUUAUGGACUGGAUCGUGUGCUCUUUGGUGACCUCUAGUGGUGAAAUGAAAGAACGAUUCCAAAACAUUUCUGAUUAGUGGGAUUGACUGGGUGAUUUAUGAUAAUCUGCGAUAAAAUUAAUCUAAACAUUUGUAGAUAACAGCGCUUGCAAUUCUGCUGAAUGGAAAGUGAAGUUGCACCAUACAUGUCUAGCUGUCAUUGUCUCCAACCCAGACAGUAUUUGUCACAUAUCCAGUUCAAAUGGUGGAGAUUUAGCUAAUCUGUUUAUAAUCUGUAAAUAAAUGAUCAUGUCAUCGGUGUACUGCACGACCGAGCUGAGACACAGCCACUACUGAGAUUCUUCUACAAACGGUGCCAGAAAUAUUAAAUUGGAUGUGUCUUGUUGGAUAGGGUCCAAGAGGGGGUACUGGAUAAAUAAAAAUGCAUCAUAUAUUUUGGAUAGUACUGAUGAUAUCCCACAGGUAGACAAUUCCUGACUAUUAAAGAUUUGGGGAUUUUCUUCCCACACAGUCACCAAUGCUACUGCAUUUGUUGGUACCUUCUCAAGUCACGCACUACACAUCUUCUAUUACUCAGCACGAUGCAUUGUCCAACCGACUCAUGGACUGAAAAAAGUUUUGCUUUGUGAAUUUGCACACAUUCCAUUUUGUUUCUCUAAUGUACCAAUCUUCAAAAUUAUUUAAUAGCCUUCUGCCUCCUUGCAAAGUGAAAAGGGAGGCAAACCUCUUCCAAAGAUUUACAAAGGGAAUGAAUGGGAGAAGACUUACUCAAUUAAAUAUAACUGACUCAAUUAAAUAUCAUUUAAUGACAUUAAAAUAUAAAAACCUAGCAUAUACAUAAAAAUAAAUCAAUAUUUAAAAAAAUAUAAAAAUACAAAAAUAUAUUUUUUCAAAAUAUUUAAUCAUUCUAAAAUAUUAUCCAAAAAUGUUAAAUAACUAGGAAAGGAUAUUUAAAAAUAUUAAAUAAGGAAAACAUAUCUAAAAAUAUUAAAUUGAGACCAACAAAUUAGGUUUCUGGAGACAUCCUACAAGCCGAUGAAGCAAUAAAGACACUACUUCCUUCCACACCAGAUUCCUGCAGCUGUCACCUGACUGCUGACAGUGCAGGAAAUUCCCACGCGGUUUGUGUCCGACGUUGGGUGGCUUGCAACUGAAACUCGUAAACCAUCCCUGUGGCCAACAGAACCUCGCCAGGGGCUCCUAUUUUGUGCAUGUUUAACUGUUGUCUCCUCUCAGGUCCAGAGGGGAAUGCUCCUGAAAUAUGUAUCCAGAAAACCCUUGCAUGAGGAGUUGCAUAUAAGGCUGCAUGUGGCUCCCAUUAAACCAGUUCAACUUCACCCUCGUCUCGUGAUUGUAGGGAACAGCUAUACCAGCUAUAUCACUAGAUCUUGUAAGAGCUAUCCUGCUAUACUCUCUGGAGUAGUAGAGGUAUACCCACUGGAAGUUGGAUCCCUGACUUGUGUCCAGGGUGGGUGGAGGACAGCGAGACCCCAGCCAAGCUGCGGCGGCUAAGGGUCUACAGUGCUGAUGGUGUCUGGUGGAGUGCUUGGAAGUACUCAGAGGUACUAUGGAGCAGUGAUUGGCGGAGGCACCCUGUCGAGGUGCCAGGCGGUCCGUCCCCUUCCCCUUUGCAAACUCUUGCUCACUCCCAGUUGUAUAUAUCUUGUUAGUAGGUAUUAGACUUACAGUAUGUAGGUUUAGAUGAUAUUUUUGAGAAGGAUCACUGAUAUUCCUUCAUCCUUUUAGGUCAGUUCAUAAGGUUCCUAGAAUGAAUUUCUGUAAUGAUUUGUAGGGAAGAUCUUUGUUAUCAAAACAUUUUUUAACAAUAACUUGAAUACAAUUGCAACACACCAUACAACUGGAAAGUUAUGUCAUUGUCCACUAAAAAUACAAAUAUGUAAUUACAAAAAGUUCUAAGUUAAUAUUAAUCCUGAAACCUCCAACCAAACGUUCAUUAAUUGAAAUCGGAGAAGGAAUUAUCACCUAAUUUUAUGUUGGUAGACUGGUCUAGGUCCUUGUAUGUACGUAGUGGGGAAUCGCGAUGCAGCCUAGCACAAAUCUAAACCCAUUUACCCCCCCAAUAACGACAGACCACUAAGUAUGGAUGAACAGGCCACAUCAUUUAUUAUCACAAACUAAAUUACUGCAUGACACAUCCAUAACUUUGUUUAUUAAAUCUCUUCUUUCUGUAACCAAAAGGUUAGACAUAAAUAAGCAUAAAUUAACAUAUAUACAUAUAUAACUCCACCCAUAGUGUUAUACAGUGACCCAACCGUCCUUGCCAAAAAACAUACAGUGGUUCCUAAUCACCACUUCCUCUCACCUCCCCCCUCGUCAUAAAAUCAUAUCUUUCCAAUGCCCGCCAUCAGCCGACCUUAUCCACGCUCGAUGGGCACGACACCUCAGGCAACCUAAUGUUUAACCUUUUAAGAAGGGGAGGUUGAGACCUAAAAAACGUGUUCAUCUCAUUCCAUAUACUUAAACGUAACCACUCAAACUCAAUUGGCAAGGACAUACCCCCGGCUAGCUGUGACUAAAUAUACCAAUAGGGCGGGCGGGAGGGAAGCUGUUUGCUGGCCCGAAUCCCAAGUGGCAUUGCGGUGAGACCUCCCCCACACUAACUUACACAGAACAUUAUCCCACCCACACACUCUUUCCCAACCAAUCCCAUGCAUCUAUCCCCACACUCCUACAUGUGCCCUUGUCCGCUUAGCUGCGCUAUCUCCCCAGGGCCUUUACAAACCAUAAUAAAUUCUCUCUAACACCUGUAAACAUUAGGAAAGUGUUAUGCUGGUCCUAUCUUCAUCCUCCUGGUUUAGUGGGCAGUAAAUUGGCGAUUGUCUGUCUGUAACAAGCUCUUACUAUGAUUUUUCUGAGAUUAAAAAUUUACAUCUCACUCAGUGUGAUGGGGAGCACAGAGACUCACUCAUUCUAUGGCUACAGGUUCACAAAUAUGACAGACGUUUCUCGACACUCUUCUUGAAUUUGUUUCUUUUGUCUAUUUUUAUAUGAUUUCUGUUCUGUUUUUUUUCUGUUUACUUUUUCCAAUGUGGAGCUGUAGCUAGGAAUGCAUGUAUAGGACACUGGUAAUGUUCUGUUUAAUAUAUUUCAUUAACAUCAUUGAUUCUCUGUCCAGUUAUAUUUUGUAUUGUACUUGCAACUAAAAAUUUAUACAAAAUUAAAUUAGAAAAAAAUUCCCUUUUGUAAGUCAUUGUCAGUGCUGAUAAGUAUCUACACUCCCUUAAUUGGAAGAAAGACAAAUCUCUAUCUGGCAGAUAUUCAUUCAAAUCCUCAGUCAAUAGGAAUUAAAAAAAAAAAUCAGACUGCAUUCUAACAAAUUGUAACUAUGGCAUCAAGUCAACUGACACAGGUAUCUUUACAUAAUCUGCGUGAAACAUUGUUUUUUAAUGUUACUGAUAGUCUAGACACCCGUUUCUAAUUCAUCCUAUCUCCAAAAGACAUACAUGCACAUGGAAUUCCAACAAAAAUAAUCGAAGGUCUGUGUAAUAAUAUAUAGCAGGCAUAGGUGUGCGCAGCCUAUUGCAUUAAAGUGUGCACCCUAAAGCACAAGCACACGCCGCAUAUAUAUAUAUAUAUAUAUAUAUAUAUACACACACACACACACACACAUAUAUACACACAUACACAUACUGCUGUGUGAGGGUGCUGUUAGUGUGAUGUGUGUGUGACGGUGCUGGUAGUGUGCUAUGUGGGUGAGGGUGUUUGUGUGUGCGUGCUUGUGAGGGUGCUGUUUGUGUGUGUGUGCGCGCUUGUGAGGGUGCUGUUAAUGUACUGUGUGUGAGGGUACUGGUAGUGGGCUGUGUGUGGGUGUUUGUUAGGGUCCUGUUUGUGUUUGUGAGGGUACUGUUAGUGUGCUGUGUGUGUGUGAGGGUGCUGUUUGUGUGCUGUGUGUGUUUGUGAGGGUGCUGUGUGUGUGCUGUGUAUGUAUGUGGGUGCUGUAUGUCUGUGGGUGCUGUGUAUGUCUGUGGGUGCUGUAUGUGUGCUGUAUGUGUGUGGGUGAUUGUGGGGGUACAUUACUUGCUAUCCCCCCUCCCUUCUUACCUUUUGUAGGGAGGGGGGAUCCUUGUUGCUGCUGCUUCCAUCCCUGGUGGUCCAGUGGAGAGUGAACUCUAUCCCCUGUGGGGCUAGAGUUCACUCUCGCGAGAUUUGAGCAUUGCCGUGGCAAUGCUCAUAUCUCGCGAGAGGAACCCGGCGGAGCUGCCGGCAAUAGCUCCGCCGGUCCUCUCCUGCCUCCCUCCCUGAAUUUGGGUCGGUAGGGAGGGAGGCUGAGAGAAGAGCCGGCGCUCGGAUAGCGCCGGCUCUGCAUGAGCCGACAGGGGAGAUCCUGAGAUCUCCCCAGCUGGUCUCAAUAUACAUAGGCGUGCCACGCCCAGGCACACCCUGUGCACACGCCUAUGAUAGCAGGAGGUGACAGCUUAAACAAAGCAGCGGUGGCAUGGGGGACAUGACCAAAAGUAUCUCAAGGGAUUUAGUAAAAAGAGGGUGACAUUUUCUGCACAAAAAUGGUAGAUAGAACAAAUGACAGAACCCAAAUCAAGGGAGGAAAAUGAAGGGUUAUUGCUUGGAAAUGGCCACGAUAGGAGUAGUGUUCACAGGACGAUUGCAGAUGUGGGGAAAAGUUUGUGUAAAUAUUUUUGUACCAUCAUCUUCUGUUGAGGUGUAUUCAUUGGGAGAAUAUGCUCAAGAUAAACACAAAGGUUACACUGCCUUUCACUGACAUCCAUGUUGUACUAAAUUGAAAUUUAUAACGUGAAAAUGGAAAUUCUGCAUUUUCAAUGUGGCUGAGAAUAGGGCUGUAUUUAGGUGCAGAGGAUGGCCCAAUUUUUUCACCAAAAUGCUCCCCAAUGAUUCAACAGAGUUUGUGAGGAUGAUUUCUAGAGAUUACAGACACCAUAACCACAAACCUGGGCUGUAAUGGUUGCUUAACAUGUCUCUUGAUAUGCUUUACUUAACAGAGGCCAUUUAUUAUGUAUCUAUAUACAGUACAGUUAUUUUUCUGCUUCUUUAGGAAUAUCGCACUUUGGACCUGGCAAAGGUGGCAUUCGACGAUCAGUAUAUUGGGUGCCAGGAAGAUAUGGAACAAGUGUUGAAUUCUAACGACAUUCUAUCUAAAGAAAAACAAAAAAAUAAAAUAUUCAGACGAGCAUGGGAAGGAGCAGAAACCAUCUGGCAUACAAAAAAGAAAGCCACAGUAUUAACCAACCUUCCCCAGGGAUUUGAGGAUAAUCAUGGAAUCGCCUUAGUGGCCUACUCAGGAUUUAUCAGAAAACACUUUAAUGAUGCACUGAGAUUGGCUGGCAAAUCAUAUCAAUAUUAUAUGGAAGAUUUUCAUUUCAAAAGUCUUCACUAUUACUUGACUGUUGCUGUUCAGCUUCUAUCAGGCGAUAGCUGCCAAAAUCUCUUUUAUGAAGAUGAACUUGGGGUGAUGUUUGAACCUUCAAAUGGGUCAGACAUUGUCAAAUUUGGACAGUUUUUAUCUCCAUUCCUAGAUGAUGGAACUUCCUACAGCAACGAGAGCUUCACCCUUACAAGCUGCUUUGGGGUCCGCAUCCAGAACUUCUCACAGUACCCUUUAGAAAACACGGUGGUGGUCCCAGGGUAUGAAGUUUUCUACUUGGAGAAUGAGGGCUCUACAUUUAGUCUGAAUAGCACUGGGAAAAAAUGCAGCAAUUACAACUGUGCUUACGUGAGAGGUAAGGAGAUCGUCUUACAAUGUUCUAGACUCAGAACGAUCACAAUGAGAAUUUCAUUGUUAUUGACCGAACUAUAAAUGUGUAUGUUUGUAUAAAUUGCGUGUUGUAAUGAAUCCCUGGUGUGCCUCCCUCUAGUCCCCCCCUCUGGUUCAAGUUUACGUUCCUUCCUAUGUUGGGAGGUGUGGAUAUGUAAUGGAGAAGAUUGUAUUAGGGGAACAUAUUGUCAUCUCAGGAGUUUGGAGGAUUUUCUUCACCACUCAGCCUUAAUCUAUCCUUUAAUGGUCACACUCAGUAAUGGUACAGGAGGUUGAAUAUUCAUAGUCAGUUUGAAUAAAUAUAUUUAUUAUCAGGUGAAGAAUCUACAUUGGCAUUGGAUCACUGCGUUUCCACCGGAAUAGUAUUUUCUAUUCAUUCUUGGGUUCUGGAGACCUAGUCUCGUGGUUUAUUAUGGUGUCUCCAGAAGUCUUCAAUACACCAUCAUUCUCUUUGUCUCUCUAAUAUCCUGUUUGAAGCAUAUUUAAUUUUUUAUAGUAUUUUUAUAUAAAAUAUAAUAAAAUAGUGGGAUAACACAGCGCUGACUCAAAGCAGGGCAGCAAACUCAAAUCAGAUAUGGACGUUGUGGCGAAACCAACCUCGCCACUGUGCACUGGAGAAGCCUGGUUGCCAGCCUCCUGCCAUCUGACUAUGGCCCCCUUUUAAAAGACUUUAUUUUUGCCUGCAGAAAAGCUGUAUUCGUGCUUUUCUGCCUGGGGUUCGGUAGAUGUGUUUGAAUGUGUUAUACCCCAGAUAGGAAUCCCAUGGAGCCCAUUUGUAUGAAACUGACUGUAAAGACUUUGGCUCCAUGGCGAUUAAACUGUAUUCGUGUGGUCUGAGCGCCAUUCACUUAAUAAUGUGCGCUCAGACCUGAGCUAUCUGGGGAUAUGUGAAAUGUCUGUGUUUUAUGUAUAAAAGGUGACUUUAUGUAUUUUAAAGUGUUUUGUGUCUUUUGCAACCAUGUGCUUAAUGGAGUCUUGUGUCUGUCCUGGGAGAUAAUUGAAUUACUUAUCUCCAGGAUAGAAGACUCUGAAACUAGUUUGGGCCAGAAAGCCAUGCUUCAUUUAGUCACAAAGGACUUUUUACUAACUUUUGAACCCCUUGUCUGAUUUGUGCCAUUUUUGAAUAUGUUGUUCCCCUGAAUGGAUUGAUUGUGAAUGUGUAAUUUUAUGUGAAUGUGAUGUAUGGUUUUAGAGUUAUGAAAGUUGGGUAGAAAGUAUGUUUUAACUGUAUGUAUAAUUGAGUUUCCUCUCAGGAUAAGGGGAGGGAAUAUGUGGGAUGUAACUGUGACGUGAUUGGUUGUUUUAUACCUCCCUGUGGGCGGUCCUGUAUUUGCAAGACUGUAAUAAAAACCAGGCUGGGUGUGCCAGCACCUCAGGUUCUGCUUAACCCUCAAAACGAAGUGUCGUCUCGUUAUUGGGGGAAUUGGAUUGUGUGCUGACUGCCAGGAGUGUAAGCCGUUUGUAUUGCUUUUCCUGUUCGGCUGCUUCCAGGGUUCCUGUGUCUGCUGUUCGAGAGUUGGUGAAUACGUGCGGUUUGGAGUUCAGGAGGUUGGUGAUUGCAGUAGCUGCUGGUCUAUGGGAAAGGGGAUUAUCGCCUAAACCGAUUUUAUCCCCUUGUGAGAGAAACGGUCCGUUACAGACGUUAAAGCAGAAAAGGACAAGUUGCGCCCAAUAGAUAAUAGUGCAGAUAUUACAAUGUAAUAAAAUCCUAAACAGUCCUACAUUUUGUAUUGUGAUAUUUGCACCAAUAUUAUCUACUGGACGCAACCUGCCUUUUUCUUCUUGUUUCUAUAUAAUAGUGUGUGUGGUUGCAAUCAGUACUGCUAUACAAAGUGGAAUUGUUAAAUUUUACAUGUAUUUUUUUAUCAGGUGACAAAUCUAGAUUGUCAUUGGAUCACUGCAUUUCUGGAUUGUCAUUGGAUCGCAGCACUCCUAAAUUGCCAUUGGAUCGCAAAAGGGAUACUUCAGGCAAGUUUAUUUUUACUAUCGGUAUAAAACACGAGUCACAAAUUAAGUAAUUAAAGAGAUAGUGUAGUGCCAGGAAUACAAAGCUGUAUUCCUGGCACUACCGAUCCCCCUGCUUCCCCCCUCCCUUGCACCCCCUCCUACUCUGUAAAUAAAGGGUUAAAAACCCUUUAUUUACUUAUCCCAGCACCGACAUCCCUCAGCACUGGGUUGAAGCUUCGCCCUCUCCUCCGUUCCGCGACGAGCGGGGUCUAAUUUUCCCUAUGGGGAAAGUCUGAUGCUGGAGGUCCCUGUUCAGAGCGUGAGGACGUCCAUCGUUAGAUAACGGACCAAACGUCCGCUACGAUUCCGGAAGCGCCCCCUGGUAGACAUUAUGGUAGACAGCCACUGAAAGCAGACUUAGUGCCGCCAUGUAAUGUUUUACAUUGCAGCACUAAUUGCAAAAGGGACACAUCACCCAGACCAAUUCAAUUAGCUGAAGUGGUGUGGGUGCCUACAGUGUCCCUUUAAUAUCUAUGUACAAAUAUAUGUCUGUUAUUUACUUAAAGGACCACUAUAGUGCCAGGAAAACAAAUUUGUUUUCCUGGCUCUAAAAGGUCUUUGGGUCCCCCCAUUCUCAGGGUCCCACUCCCGCUGGGCUAAAGGGGUAGGAAGGCGUUAAACACUUACCUUUCUCUCCUCCCUCUUUUGAUGUCAGCGCUGAAUGCACAUGCGUGGCAUUCAAUUAGUCCAUAGGAAAGCAUUACUCAAUGCUUUCCUAUGGACGUCCUGCGUCUUCUCACUGUGAUUUUCACCGUGAGAAUCGCGAAGCGCCUCUAGCGGCUGUCAAUGAGACAGCCACCAGAGGCUGGAUUAACCCUAAUGUAAACAUAGCAGUUUCUCUGAAACUGCUAUGUUUACAGCUGCAGGGUUAACCCUAGAUGGACCUGGCACCCAAACCACUUCAUUGAGCUGAAGUGGUCUGGGUGCCUAGAGUGGUCCCUUAAUGAUUUAUUUAUUUAUAUUGUUAAUUUAUAUGUGGGAGGCCCUUCACAAUUCAUUUUAUAAAAUGUUUCAGAUUACAGAGUGAGCCGUUAAAAUAGCGGAAUUAUCUGGCUUUAUAUACUGAGUAUUAUCAUUACUGCACAUGUAAUAAUCUUAUUCCACAUGCUACCAAACUACAGAGAACAAAUAUCAGUCUCGAGACUGUUAUCUCAGAGGCCAGUAGAUGCCGACAUUUGCGGAAUAUUUUGCGGACAUCAAUGCUCUGGCCACCUGGACAGCUUCAGACACAGAUAUUAGACAUGUUAUUGAUAUUUUAAUUAUAAUUAUUCUUACAAUUGGCGGACUAACAAGCAAGUAGUUACAAACAGACAAUUUAGACAUACAGGAACAGACAGAGCUGAAGGAUUUCAGAUCUUUUUGCAUUCUAAGGGAUGUGGGGCAAAAUGACCCAAGAGGAUCACUUAAUCUUGGCUGCAAAUACAGACGUUGUGGCUCAUUCUAUCUAACAUUAAUAACCCCGUCAUUGAUUAUCAUUCACGGAGGAAUACUUUCUGCCCGUUUCCCUCCAUUUAUAUUGACGUGGAAUGACAUUGAUGCUUUCUGCAUCCUAAAAGUCCUGUCUAAGCCUGUUAUACGAAAAAAAAGAAAAAAAAAAUCCACCUAGAGCCUGAUUUUAGAUCACACGAUGUAGAAUGCACAAAAAAAGGGGGGUAACACCUAAAUGGUGAAUAUCAUAGGGAAUAAACAAAAAAAAGAAAAAAAUGCCAUUCUACCUGUGUAUAGUUAGCUGAAAAAAUUGUAAGCUUAAAAAGUAAAGUUUAAUAAAUAAAUCUAAAAUAAAUGUUCUUACAAUUUUUUAUUUUCUACAACAGGAGUAAGUGGAGACUAUACAGCGAGUAAAGCUCAGUGACUACUGAUAUAGGCUGUAGAGGUGGAUCAAUUCUAAUACAAAAACAAUACAAGUUAUAAAAGUGAUACUGUGUUAUAUAUCACUAAUAACCGUAACGAAGGGGGGAGAUUCAAAGACUGCUAAGCCAAUGCUGUCAGUAGUGAGGAGACUAAUAAAUAAAUCAAUCAAUCCCUGCAUGGUAGUGCAUACUAACGACAUGGGUCCACAUUCCAUACAGAAAUAAUAAAGUGGUUCAGCUGAGAUACGGAACAAGAGUUAGUAGCUCAGCUACGAAGGACUGCUAACAGGCAGCAGUUAACCCGUUGUUAGUCACAAACAUUGUCUAAGUGAUAACUGCAUUUAAAUGAUAAGUCCGAAUAUAUAAAAAACAAGAGAUUUGCAGACAGUUUUCAAACAGGCUGCCUGAGUGAUAGAAAAAAUAAUAUAGUCAAUGACAGAGGAUGGUGUAUAGAAUAGGAUUCCUGAGUCUUGUGCCUUAAUCAAAUGCUUGGUCUUAUCAAUCUCCCCCCGUAAAUUAUAAUAAAGAAUAAGAAAAAGAAAGAGAAAUAAGGUAUAUACACAAAGUGCACUAAAUUAGUGUUAAGAUGCUGGACAUAUAUGCACUUAAUGUCGGUAAUAUCGCAGUUGGUAAGCGGAGAGUUGGAUGCCAACGCCAAUAAUGUGUCCAGAACCCCUGACGCGCGAGUCUCAGAAAUUACAAAGUGAAGGAUACUAAACCUACAAUUAUAUGUAUAGGCACUUAUGAUCAACUAUGGAAUCCUAUCCGAAAAAUCGAUGCAGAUAAUUGGCCAAUACUCACCCACAACAAAGAGGUAGCCACUAAACUUUCUACAUUCCCAAGUAUCACUGCAAGGCGAGCUAAUAACCUACGUGAUCUACUAGUUCAUAGUCAUCUUGAACCAAAACCAUCAUCUAAGACAUGGCUGCAAGAAACAAAGGGAAUUUUUAGAUGUGGGAAGUGCAAGGCAUGUAAUCUCUGCAAAAUCCAAAGGUCACUACUCCAUAUUAAUUCUCCUUGACCUCUCUGCUGCUUUUGACACUGUUGAUCAUGCUCUCCUCUUUCAAACUCUUCAAUCGCUCGGUCUCUGUGACUCUGUCCUCUCUUGGUUUUCCUCCUAUUUCUCCCAAUGCUCAUUCAGUGUCUACUUUUCCAAGGAUACCUCCUCCCCUCAUCCUGUCUCAGUUGGAGUUCCCCAAGGCUCUGUCCUUGGUCCCCCUCUAUUUUCUCUUUAUACUGCCUCUCUUGGUAAAUGUAUUGCCUCUUUUGGAUUUCACUACCACCUGUACGCUGAUGACACUCUCCUCUCCAGACCUCUCCCCUGCCGUCCUGCAACGUGUCACUGCUUGCCUUUCUUCCAUAUCUGACUGGAUGUCCUCACGCUUUCUGAAACUCAAUCUCUCUAAAACUGAACUCUUUGUCUUUCCUCCUCCUAAUACUGAUCCUCCUCUCUUGCUCUCCCUUCAAGUCAGUGAUAUCCACCUAAGUCCAUCCCUGCAAGCGCUUGGCAUCAUACUUGACUCUGGUCUCACCUUUGAGUCUCACAUCCAGUUUGUUGCCAAGUCCUGUAGGUUCCAACUCAAAAACAUAGCCCGCAUCCGCCCCUUUCUUACGCAAGAUGCCACCAAGGAGCUUGUCCAUGCUCUAGUAAUUUCCCGCAUGGAUUACUGUAACCCUCUCCUGAUUGGUCUCCCCAAAAGCCGUAUUGCCCCACUACAGUCUGUAAUGAAUGCUGCAGCUAGACUGAUUUUCCUCUCUAGUCGGUCCUCUCACACCUCACCCCUCUGCCAGUCCUUACAUUGGCUCCCUGUAUCCUAUAGGAGUCAAUUCAAAGUACUAACCCAUACAUUUAAAGCAUUGAACAAUUCUAGCCCCUCUUCACUGAUCCAUAGGUAUGCCCCUCCUCGUUCCCUCCGCUCUGCCCGUGACCACCUCCUGACGGCUGCUCGCAUCCGUAUGGCCAACUCACACUUGCAGGACCUCUCGCGGGUGGCUCCUUUCCUAUGGAAUAGCUUGCCUGCUGCCAUCAGACUCUCCCCUAGUCUUCAAUCAUUUAAAAAGGGCCUUGAAACCCAUCUCUUCAGGAAAGCCUCCCAAAGUAAUCUCUACCUUACAUACCUGUCUCUUGCUCUCUCCUAUAGGAAAGUCCUUUACUCUCUCCUCCAGCUCUGCUUCACUCACACCCUAUUUGAUAUUUUCUGUCCUAACGUUUCUAAUAUCCCACCUCCUAUGGUCUGUAAGCUUGUUUGAGCAGGGUCCUCUUCAACCUAUUGUUCCUGUAAGUUUUCUUGUAAUUGUCCUAUUUAUAGUUACAUCCCCCCUCUCAUAAUAUUGUAAGGCGCUACGGAAUCUGUUGGCGCUAUAUAAAUGGCAAUAAUAAUAAUGUAGGUUUAUUAAACCAUCAAAAUUAGUCUUGUGUACCAAUACGCAGAAAACACAUCCGAUUAAUGAUUUUGUUAAUUGCAGUACUACAAAAGUAGUUUAUAUCAUCACUUGUAGCUGUAAGCUACAAUAUAUAGGAAAAACCUUCCAAGAACUGAGAAGGAGAAUCCUACAACAUAUGAAUUCAGUCUCAAACCUAAACAUUUCCACUCCUGUCUCCAAUCACAUAAGGAACUUCCAUAACUCGGAUGCUUCUCAUCUUAUGUUUCAGGUUUUAGAACGUAUCCACCUGAACACUAGAAAGGGUAAUUAUAAUCUCACCCUAUUAAGAAAAGAAUCCAGAUGGAUACAUAAAUGUAAGACCUUAUCCCCUUUGGGAUUAAAUGAAGAGUUCAACUUUACCCACUUCAUUCACAAAUAAAUGCAUAAUUAGUCAUUAUUAAUUUAGGUCAAUUACAAACAUUCUCCUCUUUCUUAAAAACUUUUAUUAAUGUUACACUUUAAUGUUGAUAAUAGUUAAUGUAUAAGUUUUGGAAUCCACUAAUAUAUCUGUACUAAUCAGUAAAUUGUUUAGCAGAUAAAUGUUGCUACAUUCGUUCCACCAAUCAUGUUACCGUUGUUAUUCAUAACAAUAUAUGGUCAACGCUUACAUAGACAAAGCCUUUAACUGCGUUAUUUCUUUAUUUCCUACAGGCUCCACAGGAAUCAUGUCCAGCCCAGGAAACAUUUAUCUUCUCAUUGUAUUGUGUCUGGCUGCCGUCCACUUCCUUUAUACUUCUUAACAUGUGACUACUCAUUUUAACCAAGCAAUAAAACGAAUCAUUCUUAUUUCACAGAUCUCAUAGGGUCACAUUAUGGAGAUUAGAAGAUGUAUCUGUGAUUUAUGAUACUUUCCCAGUAUCCCGGGCCAUCCCCGAGUACUGAAUACUGCAAAUUAAUCAAAUAUUGGAUUAUCUGUUGGCUUUUAUUAUUGAUAAAUGUAAUGCUUCGAUCUAAUAACUGGCUAAGGUUUAGGCAUUUACCAAUUCCGUGUCCAUCAGGGUUAUCAUUUACAUCAUAAAUUGGAGGGAAUUCAAAGUAAAUGCCAAACUUUUGUCCAAAACAGCAGAUUUGGAAAAGUCAGGUCUCUUUUUAGUUUGGCUAUUUUGGCGUAAAAUGUGAAAUUGUCUUUGAAUUCCCAACAAUUGACAUUUCAGUAACUGUCCAUGUAUUGGCAUGAUGAUAUAACCCUGGCAGUUGGAGUACCGUUAGGACUGGAUUGAGAAUCAAUGCUCUAUAGAUCUAGAAUUGGAGUGAUUUUAAUCAUAGCUUCUACUGUUCGAAACCUUAUAUUUCUAAUUUUCAUUUGACUCGAGGACUCGGCUUGUCCCGUUACAUUAUUAGUGCAGAUUAGUGCUCACUAAUGUUUUUAAGAUUACUUUAUCAAAGUCAGUAUCUUCUCUUUGUUUUAUGAUUGAAGAAUUGUAACAAUGCAAUGUUUUGUGGACCCAGGACAUAUUGAAAACAAGAGAAAUCUCAAUGUAUCUUUCCUGGUAAAAUAUUUUAUAAAUAAAUAAAUAAAUAUUGGGCUCUCAGACAGUGAGUUUGAUGCAGGUACAGGUGAAGAUUAUUCAGGUAAGGGAAUUUCUACUUGAAACGCAUUGUUUUAGCAGAAAUUGUGUUUUUGUAAAAUCUCAGCAUUUGUGUGUAAUUACUAAUAAAUAAGGAACUGUUGUUUUAUAAUUUUUAUGUUGCCGAUUUAUAUAUUCAUAAUUUUGUAAAUGUUUAAAGCACUAAAGUAUUUUCAGAAAUAAAAUAUACAGCUCUCUGGGUAAUUUGUCUCUCUGAAUGUUGUAGUAAGAAAUAUAUGUUAUGAGGUCAUUACACCUGCCGAUGCAACAGAAAAUGUAUA